UAUAUAUAUUAUAAGCGCACGACUGAGUGUCACGUAACUGAAUAUCCAGAUUCAUCUAAAUUACACGUGAUUUUCACUCCGUACAAGAUGCUGCUGGCGUGCGUGGUUCUGGUGAUGAUGUUGUCGAUGUCUGUAACAGAAGGGUGUACCGAAGUGGGGCGGGCCUUUUAUUGGUCUCGAUGGGACCCGAUGGGGUAUUUUGAUUGUUCAUUGCUCUGUGGCGGAGAGGGUUUUAUCAAACAGCAUCGAGUGCGUGCGAGAUGUCUGAGUAAUGUUGGAUCACCGAUCGACGAGUAUGAACACAGGAAUAUCACAUGCGACAGACCACCAUGUGGAGAUUUGUGCCCACCUGGUGUGAAUAAGUUUCUUCCAAAUAGAUGGCACUCACAACGCUUCUACCAGUGCGCCAAUGAGAAAGCGUAUCUUAUGAGUUGCCCACGAAAGACUGUCUGGGCACAGAAGCUGCAGAGAUGUGCAUGGCCAUGGGAAGUCCAACAAUAACUCAGUGAUCUUAAUGAUUUACCUCACGGUCGUAAUAUUAAGUAUUUCGCUACAUUUUUAAAUUAUAAUUCUAUAGGUGCCUAAAUUAUUCGGUAACUCUGAAUACAAUAAUCGUUGCAGUACA
Gigantopelta aegis is the source of this 625-nucleotide messenger RNA. RefSeq lists its product as uncharacterized. The coding region runs from base 88 to 501 and encodes 137 amino acids. Gene Ontology annotation, cellular component: extracellular region. Lineage: Eukaryota; Metazoa; Mollusca; Gastropoda; Neomphalida; Peltospiridae. The record is from RefSeq and is a predicted model, not a curated record. Gene Ontology annotation, molecular function: chitin binding. The transcript has 4 exons.